Messenger RNA from Hevea brasiliensis (rubber tree), 1921 nucleotides. RefSeq lists its product as uncharacterized. The coding region runs from base 326 to 1696 and encodes 456 amino acids. The record is from RefSeq and is a predicted model, not a curated record. Gene Ontology annotation, molecular function: histone binding; DNA binding. Gene Ontology annotation, cellular component: nucleolus. The transcript is spliced from 10 exons. Gene Ontology annotation, biological process: regulation of DNA-templated transcription; nucleosome assembly. NCBI's taxonomy places the organism in Eukaryota, Viridiplantae, Streptophyta, Magnoliopsida, Malpighiales, Euphorbiaceae.
GUGCGCAAUGCAUAACCUGUCGCACGUUAGCGUAUUUCCCCGUGUCUCUGGGUCUUUCCAUUGGGUCUCUUUAUCCCCGAUAACCUAAACUCACAAUUUCCCUUUCCCUUGGUCGCCGUCUCUUUGCCAUAUAGAUCUAAGGGAUUGCUUUUUCUGUCUCUUCGCGUUUGGGUUCGUCUCGGUUUCUUUCGAGGUCUGCGUCUGGUUUCGCGGUAAAGAAUCGCUCAAUUUCAAUCCGAUUUCAUCGAAUUUGGAGAAAAUUUGAGGCAUCCAGUAGUUGUAAGGAGCAACUCUGCAUUGAUUGCAGUGGAGAUAAUAAACUGCAAUGCGGGGAUAUGAAAGAGAUGAGGUUGAAGAUUAUGAUGAAUAUGAGGAGGAAGGAUAUGAAGAAGAGGAAGAAGGCGAGGAGGAGGGGGAAUAUGAGGAGGAAAAAGAGCGAAAGCCAAGUGCAGAGGAACUUGAAUAUCUUGAAUUAAGAGCACGAAUUAAAGAGAAAAUUAGGAAGAAAAUGCAAAGGGAAAGUGGUUCUUCUGUUUCCAAAUCCCAUGAGAUAAAGAAAAAACUUCCUUCCGAUAAUUAUGGGUCAUUCUUUGGUCCUUCACAGCCAGUUAUUGCCCAAAGAGUAAUUCAAGAAAGCAAGUCAUUACUAGAAAACCCACAUUUGGCUUUCAAAGUUUCAAAUUCCCAUCAUGACAAAAGGACUUCUUCCUCAACUGGCACAGGUUCAAAGAAUGGAGUUCAUCAACCACUACCCAAAGUCAGAAAUGAGCUAAAAACAAAGGUGCAGAAACUUAAGGAUACAAGAGAUUACUCCUUUCUGUUGUCUGAUGAUGCAGAACUUCCAGCUCCUCCUAGACAGUCUGUGCCUCAGACAGUCACUGCUCCAAAAUCUGAGGCACGAUCUGCACAAGUGCCACAAAAGUAUAAACAGCCAUCAGGCAGUAGUGUCAGAGAUAUUCGUGGUGGUGGUCGUGAAGAAAGGAAACCAAUUCCUAUGAAUGGCCAGAUGCAUUCUAAAUCAGGGUUGCACAAGUCAACUUCUACCAGCAAACCCACUUCAACACCAAUGGACUCGAGAAGGCAGCUUGGUAGCAACAAUGGGUCUGGUCCUGGCCGGCCUACAGGGCCAAAAGGCUUACCUUCAAAGAUGCCUCUUAGCACUGUGGAGAAGAAGUCCUUUGCACCAGGUGCAAAAACAAUCCUUCCUGGUGCACACAAACCUCUCCCUCCAAAAAUGCAGUCAUCUGUUCCAAGGCAAAAAGUUGAACAGAAAAGGGCAUUACCAGAACCAAAGAAAAGUGUAAUUAUGCCAAAUAAGCGAGUGGCUUCUUCAAAACCUCAGAUAAAUAAGCCAGACAAGCAAAUGUCAUCCCGUACAUCAUUGCAAAAUAACCGUCCCAAGAAAAAGCCUGCCAGACCGUUCUCUGAUGUUGAAGAUGAUGAUGAUGAUGUUAAGGCUCUUCACAUGAUCAGGCAAAUGUUCAAUACAAAAAGGUACGCUGAUCGUUAUGAUGACGAUGAUGAUGAUGAUGAUAGUAUGAUGGAAGCAAACUUUGAUGAUAUCAUGAGGGAAGAGAGAAGAAGUGCAAAAAUUGCAAAGAAGGAGGAUGAGGAGCAACUUCGCCUGAUAGAGGAAGAGGAAAGGCGUGAGCGGCAGAGAAGGUUGGUGAAGAAGCGUAAGCUGAGCCAACAUUGACCGAGUGAGCAUACUAGCUGGGGUUGUCGUUGUGCUUUAAGCUUUUGAAGAAUGGGACUUGGAAUUGUAGGAAUGUAGUAUUUGCCAGUUUUAGAUGCAAUUUAAUUAUAGUGAAGGUAUUUUUGGCAGUUGCAUUUCGACUUGGGAAUAAUAUUGCAGUGUACUUAUUCCUGGCCAAUUUAUUUGUAUCAUUCUCGCCCAAUGAAAAUGUUAUCUUAUCUUUCA